Messenger RNA from Teleopsis dalmanni, 4096 nucleotides. It is a transcript of the gene Isha, whose product is annotated as SR-related and CTD-associated factor 4. The record is from RefSeq and is a predicted model, not a curated record. Lineage: Eukaryota; Metazoa; Arthropoda; Insecta; Diptera; Diopsidae. Gene Ontology annotation, cellular component: nucleus. Gene Ontology annotation, molecular function: RNA binding. The transcript has 9 exons. The coding region runs from base 81 to 3797 and encodes 1238 amino acids.
UCUGAGUAUAUAAUAUACUUUUGUGCAUUACAUUUAAUAAUGUUUAUAUCGUUUUAAGUUGUAAAAAAGUUUAAAGCAAAAUGGAAAAUGUCGUUGCCUUUAAUUCGGAGCUAUCUGGGCUCUAUGACUCCAAACCACCAAUUUCCAAAGCCAAAAUGGCCGCUAUUACAAAAUCUGCAAUGCGAGCCAUUAAAUUUUACAAGCAUGUUGUGCAAAGUGUUGAGAAAUUCAUAUUAAAAUGUCGACCGGAAUAUAAAGUGCCUGGUCUUUAUGUUAUCGACUCAAUUGUACGACAAUCUCGUCAUCAAUAUGGCCCUGAAAAGGAUGUGUUUGCUCCACGUUUUGCACGCAACAUCAAGGAAACCUUUGCGAAUUUAUUCCGUUGUGCGCCUGAGGAUAAAAGUCGUAUAAUACGUGUGCUCAAUUUAUGGCAGAAAAAUAAUGUUUUUGCACCGGAAGUUAUACAACCAAUAUUUGAUUUAGCAGAUCCAAAUCAUCCAAUUUAUCAAAUGCCACCAGCUGGAAGUGCUAUUGGUCCGGGUGGUAUUGGCGAUAUGUCGAGCACAUCGAAUGGUUUGAAUACAUCAACCAGUGGUUUAGAUAUUAGUAUGAGUGGUGUAAAUCAAUCUGAUGAUAAAAUUGGCGGUUUACCUGAUUUAUCGUCCAUGAGUCACGAAAAAGCGCAAAAUGUGCUUGAUAAUAGCACUUUGCGCCAGUUGGAACAUAUGCAACAAUAUUUAAAACGACAAACAGCAUCAACUUCGAAGUCGCGUGAAAUUGCCAGCUACGGUUGUUUAAUAGAUAGUGCUGGUGGAGGAGGAGGAGGAGGUGUAGGUGGUGGUGGUGGUGGUGGCGGCGGCGGCAAUACAUCAAAAAUACAUCAUAUUGAAUCUUACUCGAAAUAUGCAAAAGCACUACAUGAGGUGCCCUUCGACGAUGACGAUGAUAUUGAUGAUAGUUCACCGCAACAGCCAUCGAAUUUUCUUGACAACAACAAUAUUAAACAAUUAUUAAAUGAUCCAAACGUGUUACGUCAACUACAAACAUUACAGAAUUUCCAAAAAUUUAAACAACAAGAGGAUAAACAUAAGAAUGAUUUAAGAAUGCAGGAGGAGGCUUUUAUGCAAACUGUUUUAAAGACUUCAGCAACCAUGGGUAGCCAAGAUGGAACUGAUUUAAGAGAGGUUGAGUUUGUGUCAGAAGAACAAAGUAUAGAGGUUAUCAAUUUGGAUGGCAAUGAUUCACGCAGCACAACACCAGAUCGUGAUCGUUAUAAGAGACGUCGUAGUCGCACUCGUUCACGUUCGAUUGAUCGUCGUGGCGGUGGUGGUGGUGGCAGAGAUCGUAGACGACGUUCUUCACGUUCCAGAUCACGCACGCGUUCGCCACGUUCAAAUAGGCGACGUUCUUCUCGUGAUAGAGAUCGUAGUGAACGCAGCAAUCGUGAUAAGGAGAAAGAUCGUGAGCAUGAGCGCGAACGCCGCAAAAAGGGUUUACCAGAUAUUAAAAAGGAACACUUGAGUGUUUGCAGUACUACAUUGUGGGUUGGUCAUCUUUCUAAAUUGGUCUAUCCCGAAGAAUUAUCUGAUACUUUUGGGGCUUACGGAGAUAUUGUGACCAUUGAUCAAAUUGUACCAAGAGGUUGUGCAUUUAUAGUAAUGAAUAGACGUCAAGAUGCUUUUAAAGCUAUGCAAGCGCUUAAAAAUCAUAAAUUGCAGGGACGUGCAAUAACCAUAUCCUGGGCUGCCGGUAAAGGUGUUAAGAGCAAGGAUUGGAAGGAUUAUUGGGAUUUAGAUUUGGGUGUUUCAUACAUCCCUUGGAGUAAAUUAGAUGAAAAUAUUGAUUUUGAUAGUCUUGAGGAGGGUGGUAUGUUUGAUGAAGAUACCAUGCCUGGUUGGAUUAAAGACAAAAUAAAUCAUAUGAAAAGUCUUAAAGAGAAGUCAAAUGAGCCAGCAGCUAUACCUACUCCAGGUAGCUUAAUGUUUGGAAUCGACACUACGCAACCUCCACCAGGACCUCCACCAACAGCUGGUCCACCACCAAUAAUUCCAAUGGUUCCAGGUCAAUUUUCAAUGGCACCACCAAUUGGUGGACCUCCACGUAUGCUUGGUCCAAUGGGUAUGGCUAUGCCAGGCAUUCCAAUGCCACCUAAUUUAGUGCCAGGUAUGCCACCACCUCCGCAUGCAAUGAUGAUGGCUCCGAAUAUGAUUCCUCCUGGUUUUCCACCAAUUCCACCGCCAGUGGGUGCUGGAGCUCCGUUAGCAUCACAUAUGGGUCUUCCACCGACUCAAUUUCCACCACCACCCAAUGUUGCGCCUGCUUCUAUUGUACCUCCCCCUUCAGGAGUUAUUACUCAAAUACCAAGCGAUGAUCAUAUGGAUAUUGAAAUGGAUGAAGAUGAAAAUUCUUUGCCUCCUUCGACGUCGACACCGCAAAUUAACUUUAAUCAGCCGCCUCCGAUUAUUACACCAGGUUUAAACAAUGCCGCUGCUGGCAGCACGAGCGAUAUAGGAAGUGAACUAUUUAGUAGAGAUCGUACUCGAGGAAACAAUAAUGCCAGUUCCCGCUGGGGUGGACGUGGUAACAAUGAAGAAGAUGAUAUUAUUGAUGGACCGCAAAGAUGGCGUGAAAACGGUGGCCCCAGUGAUUCGCUUAACUAUAAUGAGAACAGAGGUGGUCCACGCUCAGGAGGUAUAGGAAUGAGUAUACCUUCCAUAGAUAUGAGCAACUUGCAGCAUAGAGCAGAGUUUUUAAAUGAAUUUGAUAAUCGGAAUGGAGGUCCACGCGGUGGUGGUCCUCGUGGUAAUAGUCACGGUGGUGAUUUUUAUCCUAAUAUGCAAAAUCGGUUUAACCAACCAACAAGUUUAAUGCAAAUGCGUAUACCUCCUCCAAACGCUUUUAAUCCGCGUAUCGGAGGUCCCGGCGGUCCGCCAAUAUUUAUGCGUGGUCAAGGUGGCGGUCCAGGUGGUCGACAACAAGGACCUGGUUUCUUUAAUCCACGCAAUCCAUUUGAUCGUGACAAUAAUCGAGGUCCACAUAGAGGGGGUCGUGGAGGUGGUGGCAGCUCUCGUGGUGGACGUGGUAAUGGUCUAGGAAUGCAAAAUUGGAGCGAUGAAGAAAUUGACGACAGUAAUGCUUUUAAACGACGCAAUCAAGUCAAUAACCGCUUUCGUGAUGGCCCUGACGAUCGUCACAAUCGUGAUCGUGGCAACAGGCGAGGUUUUGGUGACCGUGGUGGUCAUCGAGAUUGGCAUGAUAGAGAUUAUCGUGAUAUGGAUCGCGAUCGCAAUCGUGGCAACCGCCAAGGUGCACCUCAUCGACGAUUUUCACGUGACAAUUCUUAUUCGGAAGAUAAAGUCUCAUCUGCUGUAGAAAAUAAUCCCAUUGUUGAUACAGAAGACGAUUGGGAUCUUGAACUAAAAGAAUAUGACGCAUCAGAAUCAGAACCAGCUGUUGAACCUCAAAAUAUGCCUACGCCAACUGAAAAUACAAAUGAAACUACUGCCAAUAUCGCUAAUCGGAAUGACAACGUGCAAAUCAUAAGCAAUGAGAUAUUAACUACUGAUUUCUUUGUGAAACCAGAUGAAUCUGAUGAUAAGAAAAAGGAUACAUUACCUCUAAAUAGUACUCCACUAUACGAUGAGUUGCCAGCACCGGUUGCUGUCCAGAAGGAGAACAUGUCAUCAUUGAAAUUUGACACGACCCCGACGGCAGAACCAGUUAUUGAUCACGAAAAUAAUGUAACAAAUCCAGAACCUACUCCUACUACCAAUGAGGAAUUGCCUGUGGAAGAAUAAAUAUAUUAACAAAUAAAGCAGAACUUUUUCUGUAUGUAUAAUCAUUAACUACAAUUGAUUUUAAAAAUAAUCUAUUACCAUACAGAUAGACAUUAUAUGUCAAAGUACAUUUUAAAUGUCACAAGAAAUUAUAUUGGCAAGAUCGCAAAGUAUCACCAAAACUAAAUAAUAAAAAAAAUAAUUUGCUAUCGAUUUGUCCCUUUAUGUUUUAACAUUUUUAGAAAAAUAAUAAUGGAAAUUUUAAUUAAACAAUUAGAUGCUAAGAAUUAUUAAUACUGCACGUAGCAAAUGAUCAAAUU